Phytomonas sp. EM1 is the source of this 1671-nucleotide messenger RNA. NCBI's taxonomy places the organism in Eukaryota, Euglenozoa, Kinetoplastea, Trypanosomatida, Trypanosomatidae. The record is from the annotation of a GenBank genome assembly.
GCAACAAUUUAAGGAAGGUAUCACACUGAUACCACACGAAACGCAACCACUCAACCUAAGACACGGUUUCAAAUAGGAUCGCUUGGUAAACCACAUUUUAGUCUGAAGUACAUUCACCACUUUACUCUUUAACUCUUUCGUGAUGGAACAUAUGCUAACUUGCAUGCUGCCCUAUCUGGACAAGCAUCUGGCUCUAGGUCUCCUUAGCUUUUACGAAGAGAAAGGUCUCGAUGUUGAGGAUGCCAAGGCCAAAGUGCUAGCAACCACAGCCCUCACACCCCAGUACACCGUGAAACCGGAGCAGGAAGAGCGGAUCCAGGCCACAACCGUCCGCGCCCAGCCCGCACUGGACGAGUUUUUCGAAGGUUCCGACAACGAGGACUACACCUAUCAGUUUAAACUCACUGGUAGUGAGGUGGAGCAGCUACGGACUCAGGGCGAGCUCUCCUACGACUUUCUGCGCAGCAAAAAGGGAAUCACCAGGGCAGUGAUGCAAGCCGUCAUGGAACUUGCUUUCUUGUACUACGAUAAGGGCAGUUAUGGCGAUGCGUCUGAGCUGCUAGCGCUCUGCCAGUGCGUCAGCGGCUACGACCUACCUUCUGAAACGAUUCUGUGGGGAAAGCUCAUGUGCGAUACCGGGGCCUGUAACUGGCAAUCGGCAAUCGAAAUGGCGGCCGCGAUUCGUAAAAAUCAAAACAGCGACGAUGAAGAAAUUUUCCGUCAAGCCAACGCGACCACCAUCCAGGCACGUGCGUGGCUGCUGCACUGGGUGCUCUUUCCGUUUUUCAAAGGUGGCAGUCAGUACCCUGUGCAGUUGCUCUACUACGUCUUUGACCACCGCUCCGAGAAUAUAUACCAGAGUGUGAUUGAGACGCUCUGCCCGCACUACCUGCGCUAUGUGUGCGCGGCCGUCUUGUUGAACUACACGCGUCAUUCCAACUUCAAAGCGGCCGCUAUCAUGACGGAGGGCAUCUACGAGUACUCCGACGCGCUCACGAAGUUGGUGGGAUUGAUUCAAAAAUCUGACUUCGAGGGCGCCCUUGCGUUGCUGCCGGAGGUCGAAACGGUUGUGCAGGAGGACUUUUUCCUUUGCGACCUAGAGGAUACUUUGAUGAACAAGAUCAAACGCCUAAUCUUCCAGCGGUACAUGUCUCUCCACAUGGUGGUGUCGAUUCCUUAUGUUGCAGAUAAGCUCGGCAUGUCGAAGUCCGAUGCGGAGGUGUGGCUGGUUAACCUUAUCAGCGAUUCCAAGCAGAGGGCUAAGGUCGACUCCGUCAAUGAGCAGCUUAACGUGGAGCCGCAGACCCGCGCCGCAGAUUCACUGGUCUAUGACAAACUUGAGUCUGUCUCUCGCAAGUAAAUCAGGGGUUUCGUUAUGCGCAUUGCCAUGUAUGGGAAGGAUCUUAAGGGCUAGAGGUUAGUGCAGUUUUGUUGUCUUUAUUCGUUGUGACGUAUAAAUGUGAUUGAACGAGAAAAAAGAAUCAAGUUGGUCAAUAAAUAAAACUGGAAGUUUUGAUCUAAUAUAUGCAUUAAAUAUUUUGUAAUAAGUAUGAUUAAGCGCAAGCACUGGAAAAAUUAGCGUGUAUUUUUCCACUCGUCGAUGCAGACACCUCCAGAUCUAGACACUCGACUGCAUAGUAUGUGUGCAAAUCUUUGCCGCUGCUAGAAUAA